AUGAAGAAACCUGGACCGUGUCUCACAGCUAUAGGAUGCAUGAGCCUGAUGUUCGGACUGAUGAGUACAACCAUAGCACUUUUCGCUCUGAUCAAAUUCGACUUAAUUUUCGUGGGGGUUUUGAACAAACACCUGGCUUUGUCCCCCGAGUCGCCGAACUUUCACUAUUGGACCGACAUGGAGGACCAUUACGAUGUGCGGCUAGCUUGGUAUUUCUUCAAUCUGACUAAUCCGAGGGAGUUCAAGAGCGGCGAGCCUCCCGUGCUUAAGGAAGUCGGGCCUUUCUGGUAUUAUGUGUCCGUCGUGAGAGACGAUAUGCAAUUCCACGCGAAUCACACCGUUACCUUUCGUGAGACUCACCUCUUUGAGUUCGAUGAAGAGAACGUUUUGAGCGAGGAAACCCCCAUAACGACAGUGAACGUCCCACUCCUCAUCUAUCUCUACAGAGUGAGGGCGGAGAAAAAAGACGGUAACAAGGCUGUGAAAGCGAUAUUGGAGGAAUUCCCCGAGACCGAAUCCGUUGUUCUCGUUCGGAAAGUGAGGGAUCUCACUUAUGGAGGUACAGACAGUCUACUCAUGAAGGCGAUAAGUGAAGAGAUUCAGGGCGAUUCGCUCCGGAAGAUCUUGGACGAACGAAGUACGGGAAAGUUCAGCUUCGCGAUUCAGAGGAAUAUGACCGAGUCGAUUGUGAUCAACAUGUAUACUGGAAUAGGCGAUUUCCGUCAGAGGAACCGCGUACAUUCCAUUGACGGCCAACAUGUGCUGAAAGUCUGGCCCAUAAAGCACGAGGAAUGCAAUUCAGUCGACGGGUCUUUAGGAUUCUUCAAGCCGACCGGGAGCAAGACUUCCGAGUUCGUGGUCUACAUGCCGGAAUUCUGUCGGAAAUUCAAAUUCCGCGAAUCGAAGAAAACCUCAUGGAGGAGUCACGAGGUAGAGAGGUUCUAUCUCGCUCGGGACAACUUCUUCGACCAUCGCAUCGACCCAAAGAAAGCCUGCUACAACGGAGGCUUCGAUGGACCGAAAUCAGGUUCCACCGGGGUAUGGCCUUGCAGGAAAGGCUCCACCGUAAUGAUAUCUCUGCCUCAUUUCCUCUACCGGGACCAGCUGGAAGAAGUCCAGGUCAAGGGACUCACUCCGAGGCAGGAUCAACAUGAAUAUACUAUGGAUAUUGACCCGUUGACCGGCCUUGUGGUAUCGCUCUCGGGGAGACUACAAUCGAAUGUGCCCGUCGUCAGAUCCAAUUUCGUGGAAGCAGCGGCCCAUUUGAAUCCCGUCAUGUAUCCGAUAUUUUGGCAAGAAUACCGGAUUGAGGCGGAUUACGAAAUCAGGGAUAUGUUGAGACAGAUGUCCGGCGCCCCCUAUUAUCUUCAGCUCUUUUUUAUGGCCAUAGCAACUAUCGGCUCCAUUCUGACAAUUUUCGGACUCUUCCUCUGGUGCCAGUGA
Messenger RNA from Galendromus occidentalis (western predatory mite), 1443 nucleotides. Its product is annotated as sensory neuron membrane protein 1-like. The transcript has 11 exons. The record is from RefSeq and is a predicted model, not a curated record. Bases 1 to 1443 code for a protein of 480 amino acids. NCBI's taxonomy places the organism in Eukaryota, Metazoa, Arthropoda, Arachnida, Mesostigmata, Phytoseiidae. Gene Ontology annotation, molecular function: scavenger receptor activity. Gene Ontology annotation, cellular component: membrane; cytoplasm.